Psammomys obesus (fat sand rat) is the source of this 929-nucleotide messenger RNA. It is a transcript of the gene Dtd2, whose product is annotated as D-aminoacyl-tRNA deacylase 2. Bases 22 to 528 code for a protein of 168 amino acids. Gene Ontology annotation, cellular component: cytoplasm. The transcript has 3 exons. Gene Ontology annotation, molecular function: D-tyrosyl-tRNA(Tyr) deacylase activity. The record is from RefSeq and is a predicted model, not a curated record. NCBI's taxonomy places the organism in Eukaryota, Metazoa, Chordata, Mammalia, Rodentia, Muridae. Gene Ontology annotation, biological process: tRNA metabolic process.
UGCGCCCUGCGGACCGGAGCCAUGGCGGACGGCGGCCACGCCGGCCAGGCUCGCGCGCUGCUGCAGCAAUGCCUGCACGCUCGCCUGCAAGUGCGCCCGGCCGAGGGGGACGCCGCGGCGCAGUGGGUGGAGAUUCGGAGAGGACUGGUGAUCUAUGUGUGUUUCUUCAAGGGAGCUGACACAGACCUUCUUCCCAAAAUGGCUAAUACGUUAUUGAAUGUGAAACUAAGUGAGACAGAAAGCGGCAAGCGUGUGUCCAUCCUGGAACUGCCUGGCGACGUUCUGAUCAUCCCUCAGGCCACCCUCGGGGGCAGGGCGAAAGGGAGGAGCGUGCAGUACCACUCCAACUGUGGAAAGGAGGAGGGCUUCGCCCUGUACUCGCAGUUUGUCAGCCUGUGCGAGGAAGCCGUGGCCGCCAGCAGCAAGUGUGCGGAAGCCGGGGUCGCGGUGCUGCAUGGCACAUACGGGAACAGGCAGGUGCUGCAGCUGGACACCAAUGGGCCGUACACGCACCUAAUUGAGUUCUGAAAGCCUCCUCUCCACAGCCGCUUCCUGGCGUAAAAGGACCGGCCUGGCCUGUUGGUCGGGCGUUUUGUUUUAUUCUGUUUGUACCUUUAUUCUGCUCUGUUUUUUACCCCUUCGUCUUAAAGACACAGAUCUGCAAUGUAUGUAGCAAGAGAAUCCUGGAUCCAAGCCAGGCACAUCGGCACAUUCCUUUAACCCCAGUGUUCGCGAGGCAGACGCUAGCACAUAUCUGGGCGUUCGAGGCCAGGCUGGUCUACAUGGUGAGUUCUAGGGCGGCCAGAACUACAUGAUGAGACCCUGCCUCGAAAAUCCAAAAAUAAAUAAGUAAAUACAAAUAAAAAUAAAUAUUAACAACUUACGGAUAUUUUUUUAAGUGCAAAAUAAAUUACCAGAAAUAGACAUUU